AUGGGCCCCUGGCAGCUUGAGGUGGCGGAAGCGCUGGCAGCAGGCGGCCCAGUGGAUUGCGCCCUAUCUAGGGCUGCAGGGCCCCUCCGUGGGACCUCAGGGCUAUUUCUGGCCUGGCGGCUGAGCUGUGGUCGUUGUGGUUGGGGCCUGGCAGGGGUGGGCGCCUUGCCCAGCCCACACCUCCCAUUGCAGAGCAAGCCCUGCGGCCACUCUCUCGCCAUGGGCUCCGGGCCUAGCGAGGCGCUGAGCCCCGGGCUCCUGCUCCUGUCGCUCCUGCUGCUGGCGCCCCCCGGCCGCCCGGCCUGCCCCGCGCCCUGUGCCUGCGCGGGGACACGCGUGGACUGCGGGCGCCGCGGGCUGACGGAGGCCACGCUGCCGCACCACUUCCCUCCAGACACGACGGAGCUGGUGCUGACCGGGAAUAACCUGACGGCGCUGCCGCCCGGGCUGCUGGACGCGCUGCCGGAGCUGCGGGCCGCGCACCUGAGCGCGAACCCGUGGCGCUGCGACUGCGGCCUGCUGCCCUUGCGCGCCUGGCUGGCCGGCCGGCCCGAACGCGCACCCUACCGCGACCUGCGCUGCGCCGCGCCCCCCGCCCUGCGCGGCCGCCGGCUGCCCUACCUGGGCGAGGAAGAGCUGCGCGCCGCCUGCGGCCCGGGCGCCCUCUGUUGGGGGGCGCUGGCGGCGCAGCUCGUCCUGCUGGCGCUCGGGCUUCUGCACGCGCUGCUGCUGGCGCUGCUGCUGGGCCGCCUCCGCAGGCUGCGCGCCCGCGCCAGGCACCGGCCCUCGCUUACCGCCCCGCUGCUGGCCGAGUAGGCGAGAACCAGCGAGUUUUAGAUAGGCGGACUGGCGCUGAGCGAAGUGACCGGGGUCGAGAAGCCCACCCACACCCACCCACCCCCGCCCUAGCCUGGGCCCCUUCCAGGCCACUCUUGUCAGUCUGCUGCAGGCUCUGGCAGCUUCUGGAGGCAGCGAGCCCCAUGCCCUGCACACUUGGGCAGGUACGGGGGUGAACCCGUGCCGAGACCCUUCAGAGUCUCCAGUCCCUUGCCCACCUCCCAGCUUCCUUCCCCAAACUUGAGUGCGGAAUAAAGCCCCUUCUC
This is a messenger RNA of Erinaceus europaeus (western European hedgehog), 1103 nucleotides long. It is a transcript of the gene GP1BB, whose product is annotated as glycoprotein Ib platelet subunit beta. NCBI's taxonomy places the organism in Eukaryota, Metazoa, Chordata, Mammalia, Eulipotyphla, Erinaceidae. The record is from RefSeq and is a predicted model, not a curated record. The transcript has 2 exons. The coding region runs from base 1 to 816 and encodes 271 amino acids.